Lonchura striata (white-rumped munia) is the source of this 3134-nucleotide messenger RNA. RefSeq names its product netrin 1 (gene NTN1). The record is from RefSeq and is a predicted model, not a curated record. Gene Ontology annotation, molecular function: protein binding. Gene Ontology annotation, biological process: tissue development; motor neuron axon guidance; dendrite development. Gene Ontology annotation, cellular component: basement membrane. NCBI's taxonomy places the organism in Eukaryota, Metazoa, Chordata, Aves, Passeriformes, Estrildidae.
GGUCUGCCCCGUGUCCCCACGCCGCGCGGAGGUCGCGCAGGAUGCCGCGGAGGGGAGCGGAGGCGCCGCUGGCCCUGCUGCUGGCGGCGGCGUGGCUGGCGCAGCCCCUGCGCGGCGGCUACCACGGCGUGAACAUGUUCGCCGUGCAGACCGCCCAGCCCGACCCCUGCUACGACGAGCACGGGCUGCCCCGCCGCUGCAUCCCCGACUUCGUCAACUCGGCCUUCGGGAAGGAGGUGAAGGUGUCCAGCACCUGCGGGAAGCCGCCGUCGCGGUACUGCGUGGUGACGGAGAAGGGCGAGGAGCAGGUCCGCACCUGCCACCUCUGCAACGCCUCCGACCCCAAGCGCGCCCACCCGCCCUCCUUCCUCACCGACCUCAACAACCCGCACAACCUGACCUGCUGGCAGUCCGACAGCUACGUCCAGUACCCCCACAACGUCACCCUCACCCUGUCCCUCGGCAAGAAAUUCGAGGUGACCUACGUCAGCCUGCAGUUCUGCUCGCCGCGCCCCGAGUCCAUGGCCAUCCACAAGUCCAUGGACUACGGCAAGACCUGGGUGCCUUUCCAGUUCUACUCCACGCAGUGCCGCAAGAUGUACAACAAGCCGAGCCGCGCCGCCAUCACGAAGCAGAACGAGCAGGAGGCGGUGUGCACCGACUCGCACACCGACGUGCGGCCCCUCUCCGGCGGCCUCAUCGCCUUCAGCACCCUGGACGGCCGCCCCACCGCCCACGACUUCGACAACUCGCCCGUGCUGCAGGACUGGGUGACGGCCACCGACAUCAGGGUGACCUUCAGCCGCCUGCACACCUUCGGCGACGAGAGCGAGGACGACUCCGAGCUGGCCCGCGACUCCUACUUCUACGCCGUGUCCGACCUGCAGGUCGGCGGGCGCUGCAAGUGCAACGGGCACGCGUCGCGCUGCGUCCGGGACCGCGACGACAGCCUGGUGUGCGACUGCAAGCACAACACGGCCGGGCCCGAGUGCGACCGCUGCAAGCCCUUCCACUACGACCGGCCCUGGCAGCGAGCGACGGCCCGGGAGGCCAACGAGUGCGUGGCCUGCAACUGCAACCUGCACGCGCGGCGCUGCCGCUUCAACAUGGAGCUGUUCAAGCUGUCGGGGCGCAAGAGCGGCGGCGUGUGCCUCAACUGCCGGCACAACACGGCGGGCAGGCACUGCCACUACUGCAAGGAGGGCUUCUACCGCGACCUCAGCAAGCCCAUCUCCCACCGCAAGGCCUGCAAAGAGUGUGACUGUCACCCCGUGGGCGCCGCCGGCCAGACCUGCAACCAGACCACGGGCCAGUGUCCCUGCAAGGACGGCGUCACCGGCAUCACCUGCAACCGCUGCGCCAAGGGCUACCAGCAGAGCCGCUCCCCCAUCGCCCCCUGCAUAAAGAUCCCGGCUGCCCCACCCACCACAGCCGCCAGCAGCGCCGAGGAGCCCGCAGAUUGUGACUCGUACUGCAAAGCCUCCAAGGGGAAGCUGAAGAUCAACAUGAAGAAGUACUGUAAGAAGGACUAUGCUGUCCAGAUCCACAUCCUGAAAGCAGAAAAGAACGCGGACUGGUGGAAGUUCACGGUGAACAUCAUCUCCGUCUACAAACAAGGCAGCAACCGCAUCCGGCGCGGAGACCAGACCCUGUGGAUCCACUCCAAGGACAUCGCCUGCAAGUGCCCCAAAAUCAAGCCCAUGAAGAAGUAUUUGCUGCUGGGCAACAACGAGGACUCUCCCGACCAGAGCGGCAUCAUUGCGGACAAAAGCAGCCUGGUGAUCCAGUGGCGGGACACGUGGGCCCGGCGGCUGCGGAAGUUCCAGCAGCGCGAGAAGAAGGGCAAGUGUAAGAAAGCCUAAAGGAGGAGAGAGGCAGAGACUGACUGUGCAUGCUGCUUUGUGUAGAGCUGGGGCGGGCAGGGACCGGCUGCCAGGGCGGGCUGGGGGAACGGGGGGCAGCGACCACGGCUGGGGGGUGCUGGGCUUGCACCUCGUAUUCCAGGGAAGACAAAACCCAACAGGACCCAACAGAACCCAACAGGACUCAACAGGACCCAACAGGACCCAACAGGACUCAACAGGACCCAACAGGACCCAACAAAACCCAACAGAACCCAACGGGACCCAAUAGGACCCAACAGGACACAAUAAAACCCAACAGAACCCAACAGAACCCAACAGGAUCCAACAGGACCCAACAGGAUCCAAUAAAACCUAACAGGACCCAACAGAACCCAACAGGAUCCAACAGGACCCAACAGGAUCCAAUAAAACCUAACAGGACCCAACAGAACCCAAGAGGACCCAACCAAAAUCCAAGAGAAUUGAAGAGGACCCAACAAAAACCUGACUGCACACACAGAGACACCCACGAGCGGGGUGCGGGCGUGCAGCACCCGGGGCCCCCCAGCUCCCUCCUGCCCCGUUGCUGAAGAACUCAGAGACACCAAACUGCCUUCCAGCUGCCAACAUCUGCUGCCUCCAAAGCAAGGCAUGGGCACAUCCACCCUGUAAGAAACUAAUCAACAGCACCGCUGGAAAUUAACCCCCAUCCCCAAAACACGUAUCUGCAACUUAGGCUGACUGAGACAGUUCUUGUAGAGGAAACUAAACCGAGACUUUUGCUGAGGACAGAGCCGAGGGUCGGCGGACGGGGUCUUGGAGGGCUUUGGUAUCCGACAGCCGUGGCCACCAGCCGGUGGUGCCCGGGGCGGCCGAGGCCUCCAGCCGUGAUGGUGCUCAGGGUCCACUUCAGGCACAGCCAAGAGGGGAUAAUGGUGGUGGGUGACUUCCUGCUGUGCAGAACUCUGGGAAUGGCUCCGUGCUCAGCCCCUGACCCUGAGGGUGCUGCCCCCACCACACGGAAGGAGUGUGAGCCCUCAGGGUGCCCUGUCCCCCUCCAGCCACCCAUUUACAGGCAAGGAGUCAAUAACCAGGAUCCCCAAGGAAACACCGGACCUGACAGAAAAUGAGCUGGCAUCCAGUUCCCAUGAAGUGCCCUGGAAGAUCCUGCCAGUCUCAGUCCCUGAAUCUCCACUGUGGCCAGCCCUGAACCCCCUCCAUGGGCUUAGUCCCCUCUGCUGCUGCAGCACCCCAGGAACCCUCUGGUGGUGGGAAAUCCCUGCAGGUGAC